This is a messenger RNA of Vigna unguiculata (cowpea), 1139 nucleotides long. RefSeq names its product receptor-like protein EIX2. NCBI's taxonomy places the organism in Eukaryota, Viridiplantae, Streptophyta, Magnoliopsida, Fabales, Fabaceae. Gene Ontology annotation, molecular function: protein binding. The record is from RefSeq and is a predicted model, not a curated record.
GCCUUGUUGAAUUGAAAGUCUUGGUUUUACGAAACAAUAACCUGACAGGUGAAUUAGCUUCGACCUUGAAGAAUUGCAGCAAUUUAAUUAUGUUGGAUGUGGCUAAAAAUAUGUUGUCCGGCCCCAUACCAUCAUGGAUCGGAGAAAGUAUGCAACAGUUGAUAAUCUUGAACAUGCGAGAGAAUCACUUUUCUGGAAAUCUUCCUAUUCAACUCUGUUAUUUGAACUAUAUUCAAUUAUUGGAUCUUUCGAAUAAUAUGUUAUCAAAAGGAAUUCCAUCAUGCUUAAAGGAAUUGACUGCCAUGUCUAAAAAGGGCAUCCACACACGUGGCACUCUAAAUGGUAUGUAUUUGAUAUAUAUCCCUUAUAUUAAAAUUUAUGACUAUUUUGUUGAGGAAGAGUAUUCCUUUAACAUAAGCUUGAUAUGGAAAGGUGUGGAACAGAGGUUCAAGAAUCCAGAGUUAAUUAAGGGCAUUGAUCUUUCAAGUAAUAAGUUAACGGGUGAAAUACCAAAAGAGAUUGGAUAUUUGGCUGGGUUAGUUUCUUUGAACUUAUCAAGAAAUAAUCUGAGUGGAAAAAUUCCUUCAGAGAUAGGAAAUUUAAGUUCACUGGAAUCCCUUGACUUAUCAAGAAAUCAAAUCAGUGGAGGAAUUCCUCUUCCUCUAUCCGAAAUUGACAAUCUAGGCAAAUUAGACUUGUCACACAAUUUUCUUUCUGGAAGAAUCCCAUCAGGAAGACAUUUUGAAACCUUCGAUGCAUCUAGUUUUGAAGGAAAUAUGUACCUUUGUGGUGAGCAACUUAACAAAAGUUGUUAUGGAGACGGAGAUCAAACAACAGGAAAACUUUCGGAAGCCGAAGCAAUAAAUGAUGAAGAUAGUGUUUUCUAUGAGGCAUUGUACAUGAGCAUGGGGAUUGGAUACUUCACUGGAUUUUGGGGCUUAUUAGGACCAAUACUACUUUGGAGGUCUUGGAAAAAUGCUUAUCUGGACUUCUUAAACAGAUUGACAAUCGGUAUGUAUGAACAAUGUGGCAAGUGUAGGUGACCUGAUUACAGGAAAAAGGUUAUUGCAAUUGUCCUAGGCACUUCUGAUUGAUCCGGGAAGAAGGAAAGCACGGUUGAUAGCCAUGUGUCUGAAGUU